Messenger RNA from Cotesia glomerata, 1070 nucleotides. RefSeq lists its product as uncharacterized. The coding region runs from base 321 to 905 and encodes 194 amino acids. NCBI's taxonomy places the organism in Eukaryota, Metazoa, Arthropoda, Insecta, Hymenoptera, Braconidae. The transcript is spliced from 4 exons. The record is from RefSeq and is a predicted model, not a curated record.
UCAGUUUAUUUUUCCAAUUUGAUUCCAAAAUGUAAAAAAGUAUCUGUGUGCUGACGUCAAUACUUUUGUUUAUACAAAGUAGUACACUUGUUAAUGCAACCAAGGUUAAUAUUAAUGACAUCAACUCAAUCUAUGGCUACUUCGACAAAAUUGCAAGUAAAGCUAUCGACGAUUAUGAAAUAGAUUUACGAUUGACUACCAAAGUGAAUAAAAGAAUACUGAAAAUCGUGUUCGAUGACAAAAAUAGAGUUUUCAAUUAAUUGUCCAACAUUUCAAAGAAUUUGAAAUACUAUCACAGCAACAAAAAUUGGACACGUGUCAUGCGGUUGAUGGGAAAUCAUGAGUAUCAAAAGAUCACGACUUUCGACUUAUAUGAUUUGUUUUCGCGAGAGAUCGAACUAUCAGAAUUGCGUAGAAGAAUAGAAGCGGCGAUGAAUGCUUUUAAAUUUUUUGGUAGACUGGAGGAAUUUGAUAAUGCUGAGAAUUUUUGCGCAGAGGUAUAUCCAGUUGCUAAUUUUUUCUUGGAGCCCUUACACCGUGAAUCGCUGUUUGAAAUAUACUCCGAUUUCAUGAAGAUGGUCAGGCAUCGAAUUAUUGCCAUCAAGAAAAAGACCCCAAACAUAGCAAUUUUACUGCAAGCAUCUUUUCAUGAUUAUUAUCAACUGAUGAUGAUAGUCCAAAUGAAGUUGAUUGCUUUGAAAUUUUUCAAUUCUCUUACGGAACGGUGGUGUAGAAAUGAAGGCUACCAUGUCAACGGUUUAUAUUACUCAUAUUGGCCGCGAUUCGCAUUUAAGGAGACCAAAAAAAUAAUGGAAGAAACAUUGAAGGCUCUGAAGAGUCUCAAUUGCUAUGCAGAUUAUUGUGAAGUAGGUCCACAAUACCAAGGAGAUAUUAAAUUGAAGUGAUGGAUUCAAAAAAUCAUAGUAAAUGAAAGCAGUCUAAGUUCUUCGGGAUCAUGCCAUCAUAAUUGUGAUCUCAAAAUGAUUGAUGAAGAAAGAAUUGGUAAUGGUGAAUGCCAAGAAUAUCGUGACUGUCAAUAUUUGGUAGGGGAGAUCGAGAUCUGUCAACUG